AUGGAAAUGUCCAUCACCACAAAAACAGCCGCUUUCAACAUUAACUCCUCCUCCACCCCCCUCAAACCCCAAACUCCAUCCCAACCAGCCACAACCACAUCUUCUCCGCAUCCCUGCGUCUCCCCAUCCACACCCACCAAGAGCCACCCGCACCCCACCGCUGCACCCUGCAUCGAAACACCGCCACCAUGCAUCAAGCGCGGCCUCUUCCACGAGAACCAUGGAUGGCAUCCGCUCAAUGCCGACAUCAACAACAUCGACAUCCGCGACUACAUGAGAAAGUGGGUCGAGAAAGAACAGCGCAAGAAGAAGAAGAGAAAGGCUGUGGUUUCAAAUCCGGGCCCGGAUAUGGUCACGGUGAAGCGGUACGGUGCGUCGGGCAUCGUGUAUCAGACCACGGUAAAGAUCGGGUUUCAGACGAUCAAGAACUGCCCGUUUCCGGUGGGUAGACCGGCGUUGUUCGCCGAGUGCCCGAAGAUGAGUGAUGGCGGGUGUGUGGCUGUGAGGGAUAUCGUGCGUGAAGAGAAGGAGGAAGGGGCGAAGGAAGAAGGGGCGAAGAAACGUGUGGCGUGGAAGGAACUGGUGAAGAAGAGGUUGUUGGGGAUUGCGAAGGGGAGUGUCUGUUGGAGGAAGGGGAGCCCGGUCAAGAGGACCCCGAUCAAGAAGAGCCCGAAGAAGAAGAAGCCGCCGGUUAGGAAGUAG
Morchella sextelata is the source of this 702-nucleotide messenger RNA. RefSeq lists its product as uncharacterized. Lineage: Eukaryota; Fungi; Ascomycota; Pezizomycetes; Pezizales; Morchellaceae. Bases 1 to 702 code for a protein of 233 amino acids. The record is from RefSeq and is a predicted model, not a curated record. The transcript has a single exon.